Balaenoptera musculus (blue whale) is the source of this 1337-nucleotide messenger RNA. It is a transcript of the gene IL10, whose product is annotated as interleukin 10. Lineage: Eukaryota; Metazoa; Chordata; Mammalia; Artiodactyla; Balaenopteridae. Gene Ontology annotation, molecular function: cytokine activity. Gene Ontology annotation, biological process: immune response. The record is from RefSeq and is a predicted model, not a curated record. The coding region runs from base 63 to 599 and encodes 178 amino acids. The transcript has 5 exons. Gene Ontology annotation, cellular component: extracellular region.
GGGGCUUGCUCUUGCAAAACCAAACCACAAGCCCGACUGAACGAAGAAGGCAGAACUCCACAAUGCCCAGCUCAGCACUGCUCUGUUGCCUGAUCUUCCUGGCCGGGGUGGCGGCCAGCCAACACCAGGGCACCCAGUCUAAGGACAGCUGCAUCCACUUCCCAGACAGCCUGCCCCACAUGCUCCGGGAGCUCCGAGCUGCCUUCAGCAACGUGAAGACUUUCUUUCAAAUGAAUGACCAGCUGGACAACUCGUUGUUGAGCCAGUCUCUGCUGGAGGACUUUAAGGGUUACCUGGGUUGCCAAGCCUUGUCGGAGAUGAUCCAGUUUUACCUGGAGGAGGUGAUGCCACAGGCUGAGAACCACGGCCCCAACAUCAAGGAGCACGUGAACUCCCUGGGGGAGAAGCUGAAGACCCUCAGGCUGAGGCUGAGGCGCUGUCAUCGAUUUCUGCCCUGUGAAAACAAGAGCAAGGCAGUGGAGCAGGUGAAGAGUGUCUUCAAUAAGCUCCAAGAGAAGGGUGUCUACAAAGCCAUGAGUGAGUUUGACAUCUUCAUCAACUACAUAGAAGCCUACAUGACAACAAAGAUGAAAAACUGAAGCAUUCUAGUGAAGAAAACAUCCAGGAUGGCGACUCUACUAGACUCUAGGGCAUAAACUGAAGAUCUUCGAAAUCUGAUCCAGGGUUCUGGGAGAGCAGAACCAGCUCCCUGGAAAACCCUAUUGUACCUCUCUCCUAGAAUAUUUAUUACCUCUGAUACCUCAACUCCCAUUUCUAUUUAUUUACUGAGCUUCUCUGUGAAAUAUUUAGAAAGAAGCCCAAUAUUAUACAUUUUUUUCAAUAUUUAUUAUUUUCACCUGUGUUUAAGCUGUUUCCAUAGGGUGAUACCCUAUGGUAUUCGAGUGUUUUAAGAGAAAUUGUAAGUUAUAUAAGGAAAAAAAAUUGUUCCUUGUGGAGUCAACUGCAGCUUCAUUUCCAAGCCUAACCACACUUGACAGCUGUUGGGCUAUGUUCCCUGAUCUCCCUCUAAUUUCUCUUGUCCCUGGGCCUGGGGCUCCCGGAGUGUUACAAAGACUCUUAUGCUCGUAAGAAGAGAAACUAGGGAGCCCCUUUGACAAUUAAUAUUCCAGUGGCUCUGAGGGAUUCCCCUGACCUCAUUCCCCAGCCACUUCAUUCUUGAAAGCUGUGGCCGGCUUGUUAUUUAUAACAACCUAAAAUUGGUUCUAAUAGAACUCAGUCUGAACUAGAAGCAAUUCAAUUCCUCUGGGAAUGUUACAUUGUUUGUCUGUCUUCAUAGCAGAUUUUAAUUUUGAAUAAAUAAAUGGGUCUUAUUAAAA